UGUAAUAUUAGAGCUUCAAACAUGAACACCACAAAUAAUGGUGACCGAUUGAAAGCUGCAGCUCAAACAGGUGAUAUAGAUCUCCUCUACUCAGUAAUUCAAGAUGAUCCAUCCAUUUUGGAGAAUAUAGAUGUAAUAUCAUUUGUUGAAACUCCUUUACAUAUUGCUGCAUCUUUGGGUCAUAUGCCGUUUGCCAAUGAAAUUAUGAAUUUAAAACCUUCAUUUGCAUGGAAGCUAAACCCGCAAGGAUUCAGUCCCAUCCAUCUCGCUAUGCAAAACGGCCAAAAGAGUAUGGUGUUUCAUUUUCUGCACAACAAUAAAGACCUUGUUAGAAUUAAAGGAAGAGAAGGUAUAACUCCUCUUCAUUUUGCAAGUCAAAUUGGUGAGGUUAAUCAUUUAGAAUACUUUCUCUUCUUGUGUCCGGAAUCUAUUGAAUACUUAACUGUGAGGCACGAGACUGCACUGCAUAUUGCUGUUAAGAAUGGACAGUUUGAGGCUCUUCAAGUACUUGUUAUCUGGCUCAGAACAAACACAAAGAGAAGGGCUCAAAUGCUGGAAAAUAGAAUAUUAAACCAGUGGGAUGAGGCACGCAACACGAUUUUGCAUAUUUCAGCACUACGUAGUGACCCGCAGGUAAUGGUGUUCUACUUACAAAGUCAUCUACUUCUAAAUGAUAAUCAUAUUUCCUAUUACUUUUUGGUGUUCUACUUCUAAGUCAUCUUUUUUGUUAGAAAUAAGAUAGGUUUGCAUGAAUGAUCUCUAAUAAUUGUAUUGUUCUUCAAUUUCUUCGUAGCACAGGCACUUCUAUUAUUGUUACGUACUGGUCGUAUAGAUUUAUGUUCAAAGAAUCUGGAGAACAAAACCGCAUUAGACAUAGCAAGCACUCCAGAUGUGAAGAGUAUAUUAUUAAGUUUUGGAGCAAAACCUAGCAUAGAAAUCACUGAUGCUCCCACAAUUUCACAUAUAAGAUAUAAUCCAUUAAUUUCUAUAAUUCGCAUUAGAAGAAAUAUAACCGAGGAGCAACGUAACAGUUGGUUGAUAGUUGCGACUCUUGUUGCAACUGCGAUUUAUCAAUCAGGAUUGAGUCCCCCUAGUGGAAUUUAUCAGGUUAGUGCUAGUGAUGGCAAUGGUGUGAACAUCACUUCCUCCAAUUCUACUAUUUCUACUCCAGGAAAUGCUGGGAAAUCUGUUUUGUCAGGAUAUGAAUUCUUUUUGUUUUUAUUUAUAAACAUGUAUUCCUUUUCUGUAUCAAUUUUAGCGAUAUUUUUUAUGAUACCAUAUGGAAAAAUAGGGUUUCUAGUAGCCUCUCCAAUGAGAUGGCUUACCGUUAGCUAUUUAUUUUCUAUGUGGAGGAUAUCCCCUACACAUGUCAAUUCCAUUAUUUUAUUCAUCCUUUUUAGUUCAUUUAUGUUAGCCAUGGUGAUUGACGUCAUUGUUGGAGUGUACAUAAGGCUUAAACACAGAAUUGCUAAGAUAUUUAAUAUGAUAGUUAAGCUUUGUUGAAAUAGGAGAAACAUCAAUAAAGCUUGUGGUCAUAUAGAUGAUGGUACGAUGACUACGGAGACUGCAACUGAAACAACUGCUGGCCGAAUUCACAACCAAUAAUAUCGACCUUAACGUUGAUUUGUAAUUUUCAUUG
Molecule: messenger RNA, 1639 nt
Organism: Medicago truncatula (barrel medic)
Lineage: Eukaryota; Viridiplantae; Streptophyta; Magnoliopsida; Fabales; Fabaceae
Product: ankyrin repeat-containing protein BDA1
Exons: 1
Coding region: 22-714 (230 amino acids)
Molecular function (GO): protein binding
Source: RefSeq, a predicted model, not a curated record